Messenger RNA from Hydatigera taeniaeformis, 246 nucleotides. Lineage: Eukaryota; Metazoa; Platyhelminthes; Cestoda; Cyclophyllidea; Taeniidae. The record is from the annotation of a GenBank genome assembly.
AUGAUCGUGAUUUGCGCCAGCAGUAUCGCUCUUGCCGCCGAAGAUCCCGUUGCCGAAAACUCCACCAAAAACAAAAUCCUCGAGCACUUUGACUACGCUUUCACAGGUGUCUUCACAGUAGAGAUGGUUCUCAAGGUGAUUGAUUUGGGUGUCGUACUGCAUCCAGGCGCUUACUGUCGUGAUCCUUGGAACAUACUCGACGCCAUUGUCGUCUUCUGCGCUCUAGUGGCUUUUACAAUGAAGUAA